Piliocolobus tephrosceles (Ugandan red Colobus) is the source of this 1545-nucleotide messenger RNA. RefSeq names its product ergosterol biosynthesis 28 homolog (gene ERG28). Bases 451 to 873 code for a protein of 140 amino acids. The transcript is spliced from 5 exons. Gene Ontology annotation, molecular function: protein-macromolecule adaptor activity. The record is from RefSeq and is a predicted model, not a curated record. NCBI's taxonomy places the organism in Eukaryota, Metazoa, Chordata, Mammalia, Primates, Cercopithecidae. Gene Ontology annotation, cellular component: endoplasmic reticulum; membrane.
CGGGCGAAUGUCGUCACCGCCGCGCAGCGCGGGCGCAGAGCCCUGCCCUCAGCAGAAAGAGUCUUAUUUUUUUUUUUUUUCCGCUGUUUUUUUCUCCGCCCCUAAGAGGUUGAUCCAAACCCGGAGUUCCGCUAGGUCCAACAGGAGGGUUUACGGCGUGAGCGGCGUACCUGGGGAGAGGUUUAGGCAGCGGCAACCGCUGAUUGGCAGUAAAGGGGUUCACUCCCCAUCUCCUGCUCGGGCAAAACCGGGACAGCCAAUCAGAGAGAGGACUAAAGGAAACGACCCAAUCCUGGAGCAGGGCUGAGGGAGGGGGUGGGGGCAAAUGGCUCAGGUGGACUCCGGGCUGGAGCUGUUCUGGGGGAGCUUGUUUGCGGCGGCUGCUGCUGCCACUGCUGUGCUGGGGGUCCGGUCGCCAGGCAAAAAGCCCUCCCACAUUUGAGGGGAGUCAUGAGCCGUUUCCUGAAUGUGUUAAGAAGUUGGCUGGUUAUGGUGUCCAUCAUAGCCAUGGGGAACACGCUGCAGAGCUUCCGAGACCACACCUUUCUCUAUGAAAAGCUGUACACUGGCAAGCCAAACCUUGUGAAUGGCCUCCAAGCUCGGACCUUUGGGAUCUGGACGCUGCUGUCAUCGGUGAUUCGCUGCCUCUGUGCCAUUGACAUUCACAACAAGAUGCUCUAUCACAUCACACUCUGGACCUUCCUUCUCGCCCUGGGGCAUUUCCUCUCUGAGUUGUUUGUCUAUGGAACUGCAGCUCCCACAAUUGGCGUCCUGGCCCCUCUGAUGGUGGCAAGUUUCUCCAUCCUGGGUAUGCUAGUCGGGCUCCAGUACCUAGAAGUAGAACCAGUAUCCAGACAGAAGAAGAGAAACUGAGGCCAGCAUUACCACCUCCGAGACUUUAUCGUCUUCCGCCUUGGCCGUCUUCUUCCUUCAUCGUCUCUCGUCUUUAAUUUCUUCUUUUCUGUUCCAUCAUCAGCCCCUUUAUUCACUUUUAGCCUCUUUUUUAUUUUUAAUUUUUAAAAUUUAAAGAUACGCAUACAGAAAAGUAUAUAACAUGUAUGUACAAUUUAAAGAAUAAUUUUAAAGUGAAUACUAUAUAACUCCAUCCAAGUCAAGAAAUUGACAGCUCCUCGGAAACCCACUGUGUCUCCUUCCCCCACCUGCAACCUCUUUCCAGGAUUCCUGUUUCCAGCCUUCCCCUUUUUCCCUUUUAUUUUCAUGCCUUGAUUUGACUUGUGUGGUGGGAACAUGUGAACUAUGAAACUUAAACCCGCUGCCCACCCAGAGCAGCUGUGACCAAGGGCUGCCUCAAGGGGUUGUCCACGCAGGUUGGGCUCCUCUCUGCUGCUGGACCCAAGACUCUGAACCUUCCAAGGGACAGGCAGUUCUUCUAAGAAGGGCUCCCCUGUGUGUGAGCAAGACCAUGGCUCUCCCUCUGUCUACAGAUGCAUGAGGGUUGGAAGAGUCUGGGCUGUUUUUAGACCUUCUGGUCAGCUGUAUUUGUGUAACAACUUUUGUAAUAAAUAGAAAAACCCUCUGCUCUGA